AUGGCAUUUGCUGCAAGGCUGGGUGCUCUUACUGGAGAGCUCGUUGAGGCUGUUACUGGUUCAUCAGCUGAGACGAACCGUCGAUUCAAGACCCAGCGCGAUGCUGCCUUACAGAGACUGAAAUCGCACCCGUAUCUACGAACCAAUCAAUUCGAAGUCGAGCACCAACUGGACGGAUUAGAAGAGCGCUUCCGCGUUAAUGGCCGAGAAGCCCUCGCCGAUGCCCUCUCCAAGCGUCGGGAGCAGCUCCUACAAAUACCUGAUAAAUUCCAUCCCGAGGCCCUCUACUUGAUAUUAGAACUCUCAGACCAGCCGACCUACUACGCGAGACUAAGCGAUCUAGAUGCGCUCAAGACAGGGCCCGCCGACUCGGAACUUGAGCUGCGCUGGGAAGAUAUCGCGAAAGAAGAUGGAUGGGAGGACGAUGCUGCUCUAUGGAAGACGAUAAAAUACACCGACAGUUCAGAUGAAGAGCUCUAUGGAGAUGACUCCAAAAGUGAUUCCGAGGCCAGCACUGAUCCAUCCGAGGUACCAGCGCUUGGACGAACAGCCGAAGACCUCAUUAUACACCCCGAGGACAUCACCCAGCUCAACGAGAUUCGAGAAGCGCAAGAAUGGCGGACGCAAAAGCCCACCGACUCAUCAGGCCACGCGCGCAAAGUACCAGUGACGGAGUUUCACAUUGUGCGGGAAGUCCUAUUCAUGCUACAAGGUCUAGAAACAACUCUAUUCGGACCCAAUGGCGAAGUCGAUCCAGCGUUUCAGAUAGCCCAUCUGAAAUGGGAUACCCACAAGGCUCUUCUGGGCUACUUUUCCGAAGCAGGUCGCCAGUUGGCCAUCUUGCGCAAGUUCGUUGACAAGCCGCAGCGAGCAUCGCAUCUUCAAGUUCUCCAGGAUACCGUAGCUAAGCGACUCGAUGAUUUUGAUCGGAAGUCAACGGCGAUAGAGUCGCGACUUGUUGCGCCGGUGAACAAUGUGGUUGUCAGCUUGCUAUCCGUUAAAGGUGAGCUGGCUACUUCACUUGAGCCGCUCUACUCACUCUCGAACAUCAUUGCCCAGAUACAAAAUGUGCCUAAUCAAGGUACAUUUCGUUAUCUAGAGCUACUCUUCGACGAUGCUAGCAUGGCGCAAUUAUCCGGGAAACUGGAUAUAUAUGAGUUUCUAGCACGUAUUUUUGUCGAGUGUUUCAAUGUCUACCUCCGUCCUAUCCGCCUGUGGAUGGAGGAAGGUAAACUAAUCCCUGGCGACAAGAUAUUCUUUGUAUCUGAAGCACCAAGUCAGGUGUCUCUUAGCAAGAUCUGGCGCGAACAGUUUAGGCUCCGCCGAACAGCUGAUGGUAAGCUACAUGCUCCUAACUUCCUCCAACCGGCGGCUGCAAAGAUCUUCAAUGCGGGCAAGAAUAUUGUCGUUUUAAAGCGGCUGGGCCGUUGGAUCUCUUCAGGCUCAGAGUGGGCAAUCCAGGAGCCUCCUCUCAAGUACGAAACGCUCUGUCCUAGAGGACUUGAGCUUGCGCCCUUUUCGGAACUCUUCGACACUGCGUUUGAUGGGUGGUUACAGACCAAGUAUAAUACAACGUCGACCACGUUGAGAAAUACGCUAUUCGAAGAGUGCGGGCUCUGGUCUGCCCUUGAGGCCAUGGAGCGUUUAUAUUUCAUGUCUGAUGGCGCCGCAACAGAGACCUGGACUAGCAGCCUCUUUGAAAAGCUGGAUACAUUGGACCCCAACUGGCACAAUCGAUAUACCCUCACCAGCGUGGCGCAGGAAGCAUUCACGACUCUUGUCGAUAUGACACGAAUAUCUAUAUAUAUUAACACGACUGGGCUACGAAUACCAGUCCUCGCAGCUCGUGAUUCCGUCAAGGCUGCUCUGUCGAGUACGAGGGUUAACUAUCGGGUGGCCUGGCCGAUCCGCAUGAUUCUUUCCGAAGAGAGCUGUACUCAGUAUGACGCUAUUUUCGUGCUGCUCUUACAACUGAAGCGCGCCAUGCACAUUCUACACAAACGCAAGAUUCUUGAGGGUUACUGGGCCGACAACGAGAACUGGGAUGAGCGGGCGCUUUAUUACUCUCUACGGAACAACCUUCUCUGGUUCUGCACUACCCUCCAGACUUAUCUUGCAACGCUCGUCCUGGCACCCAACUGUGCUAAGAUGAGACAGGAUAUGCAAGAUGCCCACGAUGUUGAUGCUAUGAUUUCUGUUCACGCUGCGUUCCUAAAGCAGGUUGUCGACGAGGCGUGUCUUGGAAGUAGAUUAACGCCAAUAAGAGAAUGCUUCCUUGAUAUGCUCGACCUGGCUAUCAGGCUCGAGCAAGCGCAAACUGCCAACGCGAUAAAGGAGGCUGAGCGGAUGCAGCAGUUCUCACGUCUUUCAACAAGAAAUCUCUCGCCUACACCCGGAACACCUGGGUUGAAGUCCAAGUAUGUCGUCGACAGCAGCGAUGAGGAGGAUGAGGAAAGAGAAAGAUUGAAGACUCUGAAGAUGGGAAAGCCAUUCAUGGUAGUGCUGAAGGAGAUCAAGGUCGAUUUUGAGAGACACCUGCGAUUUGCGUGCGGUGGGCUGCGCAGUGUGGCCAGAGCUACAAGCGACGUGCAAUCUGCAAAGUGGGAUAUCCUAGCUGAGAUGCUUCAGACGGGCUGUCGAGACGAGAGAGCAGGAGUUGCCUGA
This is a messenger RNA of Fusarium sp. VM40, 2664 nucleotides long. The record is from the annotation of a GenBank genome assembly. Lineage: Eukaryota; Fungi; Ascomycota; Sordariomycetes; Hypocreales; Nectriaceae.